AUGACAGAAGAGGACAUUUCUGCAGACUGGAACCUUCCCCGUCUCCUGAUUUUGUCAGAUUUUCCACUAGUGAACGGUGAAUUGAAAAGCUGUGCCGUGGAGAAGCAGAAAUGUCAGGUCUAUGUGACGGUGAGAGAGCACAGACGCCGCAGAGACAAAUAUGGACGAGGACAGUUGGAGGGGCAAUACCCAGCAGCACAGAGUCCCACUGAACGUUAA
Molecule: messenger RNA, 219 nt
Organism: Xyrichtys novacula (pearly razorfish)
Lineage: Eukaryota; Metazoa; Chordata; Actinopteri; Labriformes; Labridae
Source: the annotation of a GenBank genome assembly